GCGGCACUCCAGGCUUCAACAGCUCGGCCAUCCCGUCUCGGAUGAAUCUGAACUCCAGCGUCCACGUCUCCUGCAGCUUCCCCUCCAUCCAGCUGCUCGGCCUGGAGAUGCUGCUCCACUACUUCCUGGGACCGGAGGUUACUGCUGCGGCGGCCAAGAACAAACUCACCCUCAGUCUCGCUUUUAAGGGUGAUGAGGUCCUGACAGUCAUCAAAAUGAAAGCACAGUGGCCGGCCUGGCAACCAUUCAAUGUGCGGGCCGCCCCCUCAGCAGAGUUCUCCGUGGACCGGAGCCGUCACCUCAUGUCCUUCCUGACCAUGUUGGGGCCCAGUCCAGACUGGAACGUUGGUCUGUCUGCGGAGGACUUGUGUACCAAGGAGUGUGGCUGGGUCCAAAGGGUGGUGCAGGACAUGAUCCCCUGGGAUGCUGGCACUGACAGCGGGGUGUCAUAUGAGUCUCCCAACAAGCCCAUUGAUUCCAAGGAUAAGAUCCGUCCCUUGACCAGUCUGGAUCACCCACAGAGCCCCUUCUAUGACCCUGAAGGGGGCGCCAUCAUACCUGUGGCCAGGGUCAUAGUGGACCGCAUUGCCAGAAAGGGAGAACAGUGCAACGUUGUGCCAGACAAUGUGGACGACAUUGUAGCAGAUAUUGCCCAGGAGGAGAAAGAGGAAGACGACACUCCAGAGACGUGUAUCUACUCCAACUGGUCUCCAUGGUCCGCCUGCAGCUCGGCCACUUGUGAAAAGGGAAAGCGGAUGAGGCAGAGGAUGCUGAAGGCCCAGUUGGACCUCAGUGUGCCCUGCCCCCACACUCAGGACUUUGAGCCCUGCAUGGGGCCUGGCUGCAGCGAUGAGG
Notothenia coriiceps (black rockcod) is the source of this 855-nucleotide messenger RNA. Its product is annotated as spondin-1-like. The annotation marks the transcript as partial. Lineage: Eukaryota; Metazoa; Chordata; Actinopteri; Perciformes; Nototheniidae. Gene Ontology annotation, biological process: cell adhesion. Gene Ontology annotation, cellular component: extracellular matrix. The transcript has 7 exons. The record is from RefSeq and is a predicted model, not a curated record.